AUGGAAGAAAUUGAGCCAUACGUAAGGAGAAAAAGAGUAAACCCCGAGAAAUCGAAUAAGUUGCAAGGUCUUAACGAGGAGGAACAGGCGGUCUUGCGUAUGAGUAUUAAUUCAAGGGAACGGAAAAGAAUGCAUGAUCUGAAUGAUGCACUUGAUGAACUCCGACAGUGUUUGCCAUAUUCGCAUCGUACCGGAUCCAAGAAAAUGUCUAAAAUCAAUACAUUGCUUUUAGCUAGUAAUUGGAUCAAACACCUAACAAAAGCAAAUAAUGAACUGCGACGGAAACUGGAUGAAGUUCGAAACAGUAACCAAGGCGAUGCCGCGACAGUUCUCCAAUCAACCUCCACGUCAGCACUUCAUUUAAGAUCUCCUAGUGCAUUAGCACCAAUUGAACUCUUUAGGCCAUCACCUCCAUCUUUACCUUUCAAAUUAGUACCCGAGACGACACAGCCGCUUCUUAGGCUUUCCGUACCCGUAUCAGUACCAGUACCUCUACCUGUACCUGCACAACCAUGUGUUAAAUCCAUCAACGGUCUGUGCUUUUGCGUCAAUUGUUUGAUUACAAAUACCGGUUUAACGAAAAACUUCCGGAAGGAUAAAUAA
This is a messenger RNA of Loa loa (African eye worm), 603 nucleotides long. RefSeq names its product helix-loop-helix DNA-binding domain-containing protein. The record is from RefSeq and is a predicted model, not a curated record. NCBI's taxonomy places the organism in Eukaryota, Metazoa, Nematoda, Chromadorea, Rhabditida, Onchocercidae. The coding region runs from base 1 to 603 and encodes 200 amino acids. The transcript is spliced from 3 exons. Gene Ontology annotation, molecular function: protein dimerization activity.